GGUCUGAUAGCUAAGAAUAGGGAUUUUUACUUUACCAGCUGUCGAGCAACAAGAGAGACCACUCACUAUUUAGCUUAAUUUUUCAAACGAUCGUGAUAACUAAUGCUUGAUAGGAUCGAACUACACAACUUUAAAUCUUAUAAAGGUCUUCAAACAAUUGGGCCUUUUUCUAAGUUUACUGCCAUUAUAGGACCUAACGGCUCUGGAAAGUCCAAUUUGAUGGAUGCAAUAAGUUUUGUUUUCGCUUGCACCAGAGCUGACAGAUUACGAGGGAACAAAGUACAAGAUUUAUUACACAAGGGCGAGUCGCACGGCUCUGUUUGCGCCAUCUUUAAGAACGGAAGCGGAGAAUUACAGUUUGAAAGAAGGUUUAAUAAUGGUGGCACCGAAUAUUUUGUUGGUAAAGAAAAAGUGUCCCGUGAAACUUACCUUAAACACUUGGAGAGUAUUUCGAUUUUGCCCAAAAUUCAAAAUUUUCUCGUGUUUCAGGGGGAAGUUGAGGAUAUAGCCGGAAAGAAUCCUAAAGAGCUGACAAAACUUUUUGAGAAAAUUUCAAUUACUGAGGAAGAUAAGGAAAAAUACUUGAAGGCUAAACGAGAAAAAGAAUUAACGGAAGAUAAAGAAAAUGAGGUUUAUCAAAAGAAAAAAGGCGCCACUGCAGAGAGGCAACAAUAUAAGGAGCAACAAGAGGAAGCAAACUGCUGGCAGGAAUUGAAGCAGCAACUGAAUUCACUCCAACUGGAAUUCGUUCUGUUUAAACUUUUUUAUAUGGACCGCAAGCUUGAAAGCGUGACUGAGAGAAGUACUCUUUUACGAAACCAAGUAAAGGAACAACAGGAGCAAGUGGAGGCUGCGACCGCGGAGCUUCAGAACAAAAGAAAAAGGCACGCUAAGCUAACGAAGGCGUGCCACUUACGACUUGACGAAGUGAAGGCAAAGGAACGCGAGGUGAAUAAGAUCUUUCCGGAACUUAACAAAUGCAAGGAACAACUCCAGAGCUGCGAAAAGAAGAUCGAGAAACUAAGAAACCAGCAUAGUAAGGCAGAGAAGGUUCACACGGCCAGUAGCCUGCGCGUCCAGCAACUCGAGGCUGAUCUCUUUAACGUUGAGGAGAGCAUGAGAGACUUCGAGCAGAAGCAAAUCUUAACGAUGGGAAUCCACCUUAAGCAGGAGCAACUUGAGGAGUACACGAGACUCAAAGAGGAGGCCACAGCGCAGACGCUCUUUGUUGAUUCCGAACUUAAUCAAAAGAAAAAGAUUCUCGAGUCAUUCCAAGAAGAUCUGCAAAGAGAGCGUACGAGAGAAGAAGAAAUACUCGUGACCAUUCGCCAGCGUGAAGCUACCAUUUCCCACUACGAACAUCGGCUGGUCCAACUGCAAGAGGAGGAGCAGAAGACUUCUCGAGAGUGGAAGGCUGCCCGCGAUAAACUUGCUCGCGUCAAAGAAAACAACAGCCUCAUUAGCAUGAAGGUCAGCAGUCUUUUUGAGCAGGAAAGACUUGUAGAGGCAGACUUGCGUGAGGCCAAAGCCGACAAGCACGAAAGUCAUCGCGAGGUUCAGUUCCAGCUUGCACUGGACGGCCUUAUGCGACUGUUUCCUGGCGUCCACGGAAAGCUUAUGGACCUCUGUACCCCAGUCAGCAGCAAAUACAGUGUUGCCCUAGCAGUCGUCUUCGGCAAGAAUAUGAACGCCAUUGUAGUACAAGAUCUCCAGACUGCUCGAGCAUGCAUCCGUCAUCUCAAAGAGCAGCGCCUCUGUACAGCAACAUUUCUGCCCCUUGACACUAUUGAAGGGCAACCUAUUAGCGAGAGGCACAGAGCACAUGGCGGCACCUGCAAGCUGGUAGCAGACAUUGUCACCUGUAAUCCCGCGGUGGGGCGAGCCGUCGAAUUUGUUUGCGGUAACAUACUUGUGUGCGACAGUUAUGAGGAAGCAGCCAGGCUUUGCUUUGGGAGUUCUGAGCGCUACAACUGCGUGACCCUCGACGGCACUUUUAUAAAAAAGAGUGGUCUUAUUACAGGGGGAGUGGCAAGUCUGCAAGGGAAAAGCCAGCAGUGGGGCCAAAAAGCAGUUCACGAGCUAAAAGCAAAGCGCGUAAGAGUCCAUACCGAACUUGAAGAGCUGAAACAAAAAAUAACCCCUGAGCACGAGGUAGCGGAACUGGAGGCGCAGGUCGAGCUUCUGGCAGAAAGGCUCCGGGCUGUCCAACAGGAGCUCCUAUUAGCCAAGGAGAAGCUGGGGCAACUGCAAAAAGAGAGCCAAGGCCUCGCUCGCCACUUGGACACUUUAAAAGUUGAGAGCCUUCUGAAGGAAGUUGACAGAGCGACGCACGACUUGUCGUUGCUUGAGACUAAAAAGUCAGAAAUAGUCAACUCCGUUUUUUGCGACUUUUGUAAAAAACUCAACAUUUCCACCAUUCGAGAGUUUGAGGGUACUUCUCUCAAAGAGGCACGAGAAGUCAACGAAAAACGACUUCAGUUUCGCACUGUUAUCUCAAAAUUAAAAACUGAACUGGAAUACGAGAGAUCGAGGAAUACGGCUUCCGUCUUGCUUCAGCUUCAGAAGCAAAUGGAUGAAGAAGAGAACUCUUUAAAAUUUUUGCGAAAAAAUUGCGAGGUACUGGCGGCCAAACAGCUGAAGUGCAGAGACGAGUUGAACGCUGCAGAGCAGCAUCAUCUUGAGGCUGCCGAACUUCUGAAGAAGAGUGCCGCCGAAGCAAAGGCCAUUCUAAAGGAACUUGCCGCUCACAAAGCCGCUCAUAGCGCUCUUUUAAGCAGUCUUUCCGAAUUGGAAAGAGAGGGGGAUAGAAUUAAUGAGCAGCGAAGUAAUCUGAUUUUGGACUGCCGUUUGAACCAAAUAGAACUCCCGUUGCUAAAAAACAAAGCAAAAGGGGGCGAGGUUUGCGAAUUAUCCGCUGUGGACUAUAGAGGACUAGCCACAGAGUUGAAAAGGUUGAAAGCACCAGAAGAUGUCCAAAACGUGCGGGAAAAUUAUGAAAAGAAACUGCGCGCCAUCACUGAAAAAAUUGAACAAAUGACACCGAAUUUGAAAGCCGUCGAAAAGGCGAAAACCGCCAAGGAAAAGGUGAGGGUCCUAGAUAGAGAGUACCGCCAAGUAGUUGAAUCCGCCAAAAGCGCCAAAAAGACUUUUGAGCAACUGGAGAAAGAAAGAGUGGAGAAGUUUACGAACGUCUUUCAUACUGUACGCGAAAGGAUCAGCGAAAUCUACAAGAGCCUCACAGAAAUCGCUGACCAACCCGGUCAGCACGGCAUUGCCGACCUCAUAUUAGAAGACGAAUCCGAGCCCUUCAAUAGCGGAAUCGAGUACUCUGCCAUGCCGCCAGGGAAGCCCUACAGGCAAAUGGAGCUUCUGUCCGGCGGUGAAAAGACCGUUGCAGCUCUGGCGCUUCUGUUUGCCAUCCAUAGCUGCAUGCCUUCGCCUUUCUUUAUUCUCGACGAGAUCGACGCCGCCUUAGACAUUAUGAACGUCGAAAAAGUUGCGAAUUACAUCAAGCUGCGUUCUUUGGAUUUCCAGUGCGUGGUCAUCUCUCUGAAGGAUGUCUUCUAUUCGAAGGCGGACACUCUGGUCGGAGUCUACAACGCCGGGGCGAGCUCCACUCUAACUCUGGAUCUUACAAGGUUUGACAGCCGCUGAGAUCACUAGCUUACUAACCAAGUCAAUAAAGCUUGGCGAUCUUAUGACAUCACCGUAGAAUAA
Molecule: messenger RNA, 3717 nt
Organism: Zophobas morio
Lineage: Eukaryota; Metazoa; Arthropoda; Insecta; Coleoptera; Tenebrionidae
Product: structural maintenance of chromosomes protein 1A-like
Exons: 38
Coding region: 103-3654 (1183 amino acids)
Biological process (GO): sister chromatid cohesion
Cellular component (GO): cohesin complex; nucleus; chromosome
Molecular function (GO): DNA binding; ATP binding; protein binding
Source: RefSeq, a predicted model, not a curated record